CAUGAUGUCAUUCCCAAAUCCUGACACCUGGAAUUUCCCACCAUGCGGCGCAACGAAGUUGAGAAUGAGGUCGACAUGGAAGGCGCCGACGACGACGCUGAGCGUUACGAGGGCGAUUCUCCUGAGGAGGAGGAUGGCGAUGAUCCGGAGGAGGAAGACGAGGACGACCAGGUCGGUGUUACCGUUCUAGACGAGGAAGAUGCUCAAUCUAAUGAUGACGACGCCAUUGUAGAAGAAGAGGACGACCAGCUCAGCAAUACUUCUUCGUCGCAACCAGCACAAUCCAUCGCGACUCAAGAUCAAGUUGAAACUCCCCCACUGUACCGAGCUCAACGUCCAACACGGCGACACCAGCACCGGAAGAAUAUCACCGUCCACCAAAGAGAGCUUUCUGCUCGCACAAGGAGGAUAGUACCGGGUACGAUUCCUACCUUGAGAGCUCAGAAGAUGGACGAUAAUGAUGAUGAUGACGAUGAGAGUCUAUGUCACCUGAAUCGGAGUCGACACCUCAAGCUAGCCGUUCUGGCCAAUGUGGUCGACUCUUCGCAUGUUUCUUGGUUGCAGAUGGUGACACUGCAGUAUCCGUGGGCAAGGGUAGGAAAAAGCAACUCAACGAGACCGAGUUUAGCCUUGCGUCGGGAAGAGACAGCCAGGAAGAGGAAGAAUCUUUCUGAGAAAAAGUUGGAGGAUGAAAAGGUUGAAACUAUCAACCGGCCUACUCAAAAAACAAACACGUCCGCGGGGCGGGUAGACGCAACGGAACUACUACUGGAACGGGCAACCCCGUCCGGAGUCAAGGUGCAGAACGAUAGCGAUGAAGAGGCCAUGGAGGUGGAGGGAAAUCCUGGAACUGAGGAGAAAAUGGACGUCGAUGAUACGGUCCCGGAGGAGAAGAUGGAUGUUGAUGGUGCGGCAGAGAAGGAGAAAACCGAUAGUAACGAAGAGAAGAAGAUGAUUCUGAUGUUCUCAGUUCCGCCGUCUUUGCUGCCAGAGGGCGAAGUGCACCCUCCUGCACCACCAAGGCCAAUACCCCAGUGCAAUGUGGAAGGCUGCGAACUCAAUAGAAAGUAUAGGCUCGUUAGAAACUGGGAUAUGGGUGCUUGUGGGAUGGCACAUUUGAAGCUACUGCAGGCUUAA
Desarmillaria tabescens is the source of this 1137-nucleotide messenger RNA. RefSeq lists its product as uncharacterized. The transcript is spliced from 7 exons. Gene Ontology annotation, cellular component: Ino80 complex. The coding region runs from base 43 to 1137 and encodes 364 amino acids. The record is from RefSeq and is a predicted model, not a curated record. Lineage: Eukaryota; Fungi; Basidiomycota; Agaricomycetes; Agaricales; Physalacriaceae.